Molecule: messenger RNA, 809 nt
Organism: Aaosphaeria arxii CBS 175.79
Lineage: Eukaryota; Fungi; Ascomycota; Dothideomycetes; Pleosporales
Exons: 1
Coding region: 34-546 (170 amino acids)
Source: RefSeq, a predicted model, not a curated record
UGAACUGUAGACAACAGUCAAUCUAUUUACCUAAUGCAGGUAUUUCAACCAGACAUGACUACAGCACAAAUGGUAAGGAGGCAAAGCCAUGGAAGGAAAUCCGGGGACGGCAGAACGAUUACAUUUAGCUUCCCUUUCAAGCGUUUUAUGCCCGUCUUAGCGGGACGUUCUCACGAUUGUGGAAAUUUCGAAGAAAGGGGAAAUUUGAUAGAUCUGGGAAUCCGCCUGAGAUCCAAUCGGACACUUCCGAGUGGGAGCGGGACGGGUUUAAGAUACGUAGUGCACAGCAAUGGAAAGAAGGGAGCAUGCACUAGGAGGUUUGUUGGUGGGCACCGGUGGAUAUCCAUUUUGUCGAGAAAUUUUCAUGCUUGGAUAUGUGAUUAUCUGGAAAUGGAGGACAGCGGCGUGUGGCGAGGAACCCUGAGUAUAGCGAGAGGUGAGAGGCGUCAGGGUCCAAUCUAUUGUACAUCGCAAAGCACACCGAGAGCUGCUGGUGUUGCUUUUCGACUUGGACGUCUGGCGGCUGUCUUACCAAGAGUCUGGUGAAACGUUGGAAAGAUAUAAUUCUAGAAAACAUGUUUGCUUUUGCAAGAGCUGAGGUGGUGCAGCUUGGGUGUGGUUGACAGUACCAAUAUGUUGGACGUAAUUGAUACGAGGACUCGAGCUCGAGCAACUCAACUGAAGGGUCUCGAUAAUGCACGUUAACAGAUGCACGACAUGUGAACACCCUAACUGCGUGCCUGACCUAGGUCUGGUCUAGAUGCUAGAUUCGGAGAAAGAAUCAUGGGAAUCAAAGAGAGUCCAGCGGA